AUGGCCUUCCACGGCCCUACAUGGCAUCCUCUGACUCUGCUGCUCGCAUCUCUCGUUGUGCAGGUAUUUUCCCUCUCUAUUUCUGAAACACCGUGCGACAACUGUGAACCACGAACAUGUUCAGGGGCUUCCAGCAAGCAACGUUAUAUUGGAUACUACGAGUCAUGGCAUCGUCCUCGUGGGCCCGGUAUACAUGAGCGAUCGGAGAUCAAUGUGGAGCCCUGGACUCAUCUCUACAUGCCUUUCAAUCCUUUUGGCCCCGGUUAUUCUUUUGUUGCCCCCUAUGACACCUGGUUUCGUAAAUCCUGGAAAGACUUUACUGAUCUGAAGAUCAAAAGGCCGUCCCUCAAGACAUACUUAUCCGUAUAUCAUUAUUUGAACGAAGAAAAUCAAUGGCCCAACAUAACUCGCUCUUUUGAGAAUCGGAAGUUUUUCAUUGACCAGUUCGUGAAACACAUGGAAACGUACGGAUUCGACGGUCUUAAUCUUGACUUGUCGACUAUAUAUAUACCAGAUUAUUCGCCUGAUGAGGCCAAGAACUUCGUCACCUUGCUGAAGGAGCUUCGCGAGUCAUUUGGUGAUAAGUAUGAUCUAUCAGCUGCCGUCGAGGCCACAGAAUGCGGUCUCAAGGGUCACGACCUCUCUGGAAUGGCUGAACAUCUUGACCAUCUCACUUUCUUUUCAUUCUCUCGCACCAAAUGCGCGAGACGACAGCCACCAAAAACGGAAAUGGAUAGUGCAUCUGGUAUCGAACUUAGCCUCAGACUCUUACGGCAAGCGAAUAUCGAGCCGAAUAAACUUUCCAUGGCAUUGGAUUUGACUGCUGAUACAGACAAAUUUGAAGAUCCAAAGUGCAAUACUGCAGGAUGCCCUUCAGUACCAAAUCCUUUCGUUAAUACUCCGGGUUUCACUUCAUAUGAAAUUGAACGUCUCAUUGAACGCGAGUCACCAGAAAUACACUAUAAUGAGUCCAGUGCUUAUAGUUGGUUUAUCUACCAUGAGAAGGACCACGACUUCGAUGAGGAUCGAUUGGUCAGAUUCAAGAAUGCCGAAGCGUUGAAGAAAAGGGCCGAUCUUGCCAACAAACAUUGUCUCGGCGGCCUUUUCGCCUCGUCCACAAGCAACGGUGGACCGGCGUCUCUGGCAAACCCUAAUGAUUUAGAUCCGUCUGAUACGAGCAUGCGAGGCGCGCGUCUGGUCAUUCCAAGCUGCAUUACAAUGGCGACGCCCUUCACUAUGAGCACACAGAGCGCCAAUAUGAGUACUGAAACAAGUCACAGCGACGCUGACACUAAUGACAAUACCAAGGGCUUAUCCUGCCAUCCUGCGAUUGGUAGUGUCCACGUUCCAAUUGCUCAGCUGGAUUGUGAUUCUAACAGUACUUCACCUGCUUCUCACAACUCUGAUGCACCAGUUAAUGCCGAAGAGGGUGCCACUAGCUCUUCCCUCGCUGCUCCCCACGAAACUGGCACCCCCGACGAACACAAUGCAACGGGUCCUAAGCCCAUUCCUACUGUUGCCCACCGAAUUGGUACUCCGAUUAAUAGCACAGAGAAGGCUGACGAUGAGAGUACCACUCCUGAUGAGCCCACAGCUGCUCCCUGA
Molecule: messenger RNA, 1605 nt
Organism: Aspergillus nomiae NRRL 13137
Lineage: Eukaryota; Fungi; Ascomycota; Eurotiomycetes; Eurotiales; Aspergillaceae
Product: glycoside hydrolase family 18 protein
Exons: 8
Coding region: 1-1605 (534 amino acids)
Biological process (GO): carbohydrate metabolic process
Molecular function (GO): chitin binding
Source: RefSeq, a predicted model, not a curated record